This is a messenger RNA of Aphanomyces astaci, 576 nucleotides long. RefSeq lists its product as hypothetical. Gene Ontology annotation, biological process: protein localization to membrane. NCBI's taxonomy places the organism in Eukaryota, Oomycota, Saprolegniomycetes, Saprolegniales, Verrucalvaceae. The record is from RefSeq and is a predicted model, not a curated record. Gene Ontology annotation, cellular component: membrane. The coding region runs from base 1 to 576 and encodes 191 amino acids. The transcript has 3 exons.
AUGUGGACUGGUGUUCCCGGCCCGUUCUUGGGAGUGUUUGCGUUCUUGAACACAGUGGCCAUCUGGAACCAUUCGUCGGCGGCGCUGCCAUUUGGCAUGAUUAUGAUUCUCACCUGCUUGUUCCUUCUCGUUAACGUCCCCCUUACGAUCAUUGGCGGGAUUGCCCGCCGCAACACCACGACGUUUAUGACGAUUGCGAUUACGUACUUUCAGCUGGUGGGGGAGGACCACCGGUGGUGGUGGCGGAGCUUUUGGAGCGGCGGUGUCACAGGCGUGUUUGUGUUUGCGUACAGCGUGUGGUACUUUUACACGAGCACGGACAUGGACGAGUUCUUCCAAACCGUCUUCUACUUUGGGUACUCGGCCGUCAUGAGCUACUGCUCCUUGGUCAUGCUUACCUUCAUUGGUUCCAGUCCGCACCACUGUCCUGUUUCAGUCUUGGGCUCUCGCCCAGACUUGGCUUAUGCCUUCAACAACUCUCGCAGUUUCUGCACAACCUGGGUCAUGCCCAUUGGCGUGCUGCUAAACGCGUUAUGCGCUACCUUCAAGGCACCUCCCAUCUUGGACUCAUGUUAG